Molecule: messenger RNA, 1533 nt
Organism: Tetranychus urticae (two-spotted spider mite)
Lineage: Eukaryota; Metazoa; Arthropoda; Arachnida; Trombidiformes; Tetranychidae
Gene: Taldo
Product: transaldolase
Biological process (GO): pentose-phosphate shunt, non-oxidative branch; pentose-phosphate shunt; carbohydrate metabolic process
Cellular component (GO): cytoplasm; intracellular anatomical structure
Molecular function (GO): transaldolase activity
Source: RefSeq, a predicted model, not a curated record
AGGGGAGGUAAUAUUGGAUAAUAGAAGUUGUAAAAGAUUUAUCUGCAUGUGAUUUAUAGCAGGUCUUCAUUAAGUCUUGUUAAGAGCAAGCAGAGUUGAAAAUCUUCCGUCAGUGUAUAGUUUCUUUGCUGAUCUUCUUACUACAAGUUUAAUCAACGUCAUUUGUUCACCCUGUUUCCGUGAAUUCCAGCUCUAUUACUUGUUCAUAUUGAAUAGGGAAAAAGUACUUUUUACUGGGUGUUAUUUCCUCAUUAUUUUUCGUCUAUUACAAAUUUAUAUUGGCUGCUACCAAAAAAAUAAAUUAAGCAAAAUAUUAAUCAUGGCUAACACUUUGGAACAAUUGAGACAGUAUACAACUGUUGUUGCCGAUACUGGAGAUUUCGAAUCGAUGAAGGAGUAUAAACCAACAGAUGCAACAACUAACCCUUCAUUGAUUUUGGCCGCAGCCAAGUUACCUCAGUAUUCAAGUAUAAUUGAUAAAGCUAUCGAGUAUGGUAAAAGUAAUGGUUCAGAUGUGACCGCAGCAAUGAAUUACCUUUGUGUUGCGUUUGGUAUGGAAAUUCUUAAAAUUAUUCCAGGUAGAGUAUCAACUGAGGUCGACGCCAGGCUCAGUUACGAUAAAGAAGGUUCCAUCAAGAAAGCUCAUGAAUUGAUCAAGCUGUAUGAAGCUAAUGGAAUCAGCCGUGAUAGGAUAUUGAUAAAACUGGCCACUACUUGGGAAGGAGUUGAGGCUGCUCGAGAAUUGGAGAAAGAAGGAAUUCAUUGCAACAUGACUUUGUUGUUCAACUUUGCUCAAGCAGUGGCUUGUGCUGAAGCUGGUGUCACCCUGAUUUCACCUUUUGUUGGUCGAAUUUAUGAUUGGUGGGUCGCCAAGACAGGCAAAAAGGUUUAUGAAGAUCCAUUCGAAGAUCCCGGAGUCAAAAGUGUUACCCGAAUUUACAACUAUUAUAAGAAACAUGGAUAUAAAACAGUUGUUAUGGGAGCUUCCUUCAGAAACGUCAGUGAAAUCAAGUGUCUAGCUGGAUGUGAUUUGUUGACAAUCUCACCAUCAUUAUUAGCUGAACUAUCUAAUGAAAAGGAUGUUCCAUUGGAAAGAGUUUUGAGCCCUGAAAAGGCUAAGCAAUUACCAGACGACAAUAGUGAAUCUAAUUAUGAUGAAAAAUCUUUCCAUGCUGCUCUUAUGGCCGAUGAAAAGCUGAAAGAAGGAAUUGAAAAGUUUUCAGCCGAUGUCAUCAAGCUUGAGAACGACAUUAAAGAACGACUUGCUAAAGCUUAAUUCAAACAAUAUUCAAAUUAAUUGAUCAACCGAGAAUAUUUUUAACGAUAAUACUUUCUGUUUAACUGUUUAACACUGUGUAGGUAUAACAACCAGGAAUUCCCAACUUGAUCCCACAGAUGACAUUUAUUUUUUCAAUGUUAUCAAGAUUACUUGAAUAUUUCAAAAGAAAUUGAUUUACAAUUGUUUUUUAAUCAAUUAUGUAGCGGUAAAAUGGUUUUUACUUAUUAACUUAACAAUAAAAUUAAAUUUAAUAA